GUUUAUGAGGUCACGGGGCUCCUUCAUUUUAUGCUGUUGCUUUAAAUAAUUGUUAUACUUGGAAGUUUGUUCAUGCACGAGCAAUAUCAAUUAUCUUGCAACGCCAUGUACGUCGGCUAUCUCAUUGGGAAAAUAUCAAUUGUUGUAGAAUUGUGUCCUUUAAUAAGAGAGGCGACCAAGCAUGAAGGAACACAGUCCUUGAAUGGCAACCGUUUUGGAUGUACAAACACUCGGCAACAUGCGCAGGUAUACAGAAUCUGUAUCUAAAACCUUGUAACCACUUCAGUUAAAGGUAGGUCUACAGUACUGUUUGAAAACCCAGGCCGUGCCGAAUGCCGUCAUGCGAGGCAAGCCCGGAAUGUGUGACAUUUGAAAAUACAAAACAGUUCUGGUUUGUUGAUAAUCGUAUAUGAAAGAAGUGCAUCGAAUCGGGAUUAUUGAUGAUAAUUUUGGCUGGAGGAGAGAGAGACAGCACCUUCCGACGUUGCCAGGAAAGUUGGUUCCAAAACGCCGUAGUGUGUGUGAGUUUUCAGGGUGCACGCGGAACGUAAGACUUUGCCGGGAAAGUUGGUUCCAAAACGCCGUAGGGUGUGUGAGCUUUCAGGGUAUACACGCACGGAACACUAGAACCCAUACUUCAACAGACAGAGCCAGAAAGCGAUGGCGAUGUUCCACAGAUUCCUUUUGCUGACACUUGCAGUUUCCAUGGUAUCCGGGGAGGAAUGCAAAUCGCCUCCAACGACGUUUGGUACGACCCACGAUGGGGGUGACACUCUAGUGUUUACGACGGGUCAAACUAUCCAGUACACGUGUGACUUCGGCCAUUUCGCGGUGGGAUCUACGACCAGAAUAUGUCAGGAGGGCGGCGUAUGGACAGAGAAUGAUGACAUAUGUCGACUCGAUGUAGCAUCAUUAUCGCUGGCGUGUAUCGGUGGUAUUACAGCCGUUUUCAUUUUCUUCGCACUUUCCUGUUGGAUGGUAACAAGGAGAAGCCGCGCCAAACGCCGAGCUGAACGCAGGCUCACAAUCCAGCGAGAGAAGAAUAAACAGAACGUCAACGGAGGUCUGAAUGGCCCUGCCGCAGUGCCAGAGGGCGCUUACAACACCAGGAAAAGCCAGAUCACAGAGCGUAGUGACUCCGGUCUUCAGACAGAUCUCGAUCUUGAAGACACCAACCUAAACGAGUUCGAUGUUACGAUCGAUAGUCCAACGGAUAAUCAAUCAGCUUACACAUCUGAUUUUCAGAUGAGCGUGGAUGAUGAAAUCGAAGGAUAGUCUGCGGCAACUGAAAACAAAAAUACAAA
Molecule: messenger RNA, 1304 nt
Organism: Asterias rubens (European starfish)
Lineage: Eukaryota; Metazoa; Echinodermata; Asteroidea; Forcipulatida; Asteriidae
Exons: 4
Coding region: 661-1275 (204 amino acids)
Source: RefSeq, a predicted model, not a curated record